This is a messenger RNA of Odontomachus brunneus, 2802 nucleotides long. RefSeq names its product LIM/homeobox protein Lhx5 (gene Lim1). Gene Ontology annotation, molecular function: RNA polymerase II transcription regulatory region sequence-specific DNA binding; DNA-binding transcription factor activity, RNA polymerase II-specific. NCBI's taxonomy places the organism in Eukaryota, Metazoa, Arthropoda, Insecta, Hymenoptera, Formicidae. The transcript is spliced from 8 exons. The record is from RefSeq and is a predicted model, not a curated record. Gene Ontology annotation, biological process: regulation of transcription by RNA polymerase II; neuron differentiation. Bases 146 to 1630 code for a protein of 494 amino acids. Gene Ontology annotation, cellular component: nucleus.
GGGCGCCGGGGACGGGGGAGGGGGCCCCGGGGGGAUUGGUACCCCCCGGAUAAGGGUCGCGGCCCUCAGCGGGCGUUGCUGCGCACCCCUGCCCGUCACCCCAGCCCGUCAGGCUUGUAACAUAGCAGGGAGACGCGGUUUGGCGAUGCUCCUGUCAUGUGCAGGAUGCGAGAAACCGAUAAUGGAUCAGUACCUGCUGAACGUUUUGGACCGUGCAUGGCACGUCGAGUGCGUGCGCUGCUUCGACUGCAGAAUCACGCUGCAGGACAAGUGCUUCUCCAGGGAAGCGAAGCUCUUCUGCAGGAACGACUUCUUCAGGCGAUACGGCACCAAGUGCGGCGGUUGCCUCCAAGGGAUAAACCCGCAGGAUCUCGUGAGGAAGGCGAGGGACAAGGUUUUCCACCUGAAUUGCUUCACCUGCCUGGUGUGUCGGAAGCAGAUGAGCACCGGCGAGGAGCUCUAUGUCCUGGACGACAACAAGUUUGUCUGCAAGCAGGACUACCUGUCGGGCAAGCCGCUGCCAGACACGCAUCACGUGCACGGUCAUCACGAACCGUCCAACCUGUCGGCAGGCGGCGACUCGCUGAUGGGCUCAGGUUCGGAAGACGAGGACGAGGACGGUAGUGCCCACCAUCAUCAUCACGAUACGGCGGUCCGCGGCGCUCACCUGGGGCCCCACAACAUAGGCCCGGGUGGUCCGGGCGACCAAACCGUCGGCCACGGCGGCGAACUACCUCUCGGGAGCGAUCCCUGCAAGCAGGAAGACUCCGAGGAUCAAGGUUCCCUGGACGGCGAUCCCGAGACGAGGGACAGCCAGACGGAGAACAAGAGCCCGGACGGCGGCGCCGGCGGUGGCAGCGGCGACGGCGGUGCCGGCUCGAAGCGACGAGGCCCGCGAACGACCAUAAAGGCAAAGCAACUGGAGAUUCUGAAGUCGGCCUUCUCGUCAACUCCGAAGCCCACCAGGCACAUCAGGGAGCAGUUGGCGAAGGAGACCGGCUUGCCCAUGAGAGUCAUACAGGUCUGGUUCCAGAACAAGAGGAGCAAGGAGCGCAGGCUGAAGCAAUUGACGUCGAUGGGCAGGAACCCCUUCUUCGGGGGCUCGCGCAAGAUGCGCGGCUUCCCGCUAAACCUGAACCCGGGUGCACUUGGCGGAGAGGACGGCCCGCCGCCUGGCUUUCCUUACUUUGGCGCGGACAAGUUCGAAUUCGGCUAUGGAGGCCCAGUGGCCUUCCAUCACGAGUUCUUCGGCGCGCAUCCGCCCCCGCACCCGCACGGGCCGCACUUCGCUGGCACGGGAAAUCCAGUACGUAAUCUGUUUCUGACAGGCCUGGACCCGGCCAGUUUAGCGGGCAUGGCAGCGGCAGUGGCGGUGGCAGGGGAGUACCCACCUCCGGGCGCGGGGGGCGGCCCUCCGGAAUUUCUCACGGGGCCCCCCGGGCAGGGGCCCCCUGCGCCCACCGGCGGCAGCCCCGGCGAGUUCCUAGCACCUUCAGGUGGAGCGCAGGGUAAUCCGAGCGGCGGCGGGAACGGCGGCGGGCCGGGCGGCGGCGGCGGAGGCGGCGGCGGGGUCGCGGGCGGCGGGUUCCUGGAGCCGCACCAGAUGCAGAGCGAAGGGCUGGCCUGGUAGUACGAGUUUUAAUUAACGUCCCUUAUAAUAAUAAUUCCGCCCGCGCGCACCAACGGAAUCACGAGAGCGCCGCCGCGAGAACGGAGAGCGAGAAAGGCGGCGAUUUCGAGUCCGAGGGCGACGGAAGGCUCGGCGCUUCGUUGCUUUCCUUCCCGUUGUUUCCCCUGGUUUCCUCUCUCCUUCUCUCUCUCUCUCUCUACUCUUUCUCUCUCUCCUUCUCUAUCUCUCUAUUAUUCGCAAUCUUUUUCGUUUCGCGAUCGCGUUUUCGACCCGCGUUUCGGCCGUCGAGUCGCGGGUGUCGCGCGCCAAGUCCCGUGGAUGACGCUCAUCCUUUCUUGUAAGAUACGGAUACCGCGCACGCGAAGUGCGUUUGUCCUCGUCCCUUGAUUCGUGGUUAUCCCUUGGAUCGUUGUCGAACGAUCGACGUUAUUAUCUUUAUUAUAUCGGCAUCGCGACGCCGAUGUUACUCAAUUUUCAUUAUUAUUAUUAUUAUUAUUAUUAUUAUUAAUUAUUAUAUAUUAAUUAUUAUUAUUAUUAUUAUUAUUGUGUAUAAAAUUCGAAGGUCCCUAUCGUGUAAUAUUGUGCCCUCCCUGUUGAUUAUUUUUCGACGUUACUUUGGAGACACCCUGUAGAUAUCUGCUGUUGUACACCUCAUAAAAAUACACGUACACGCGUCGUUAAACACACAUACACAAACACACGCCGUGCAAAAUGUGACAUACACACGUACACCGAAAAAUGCGCAUACACUCAUACACCGAAGCGGACACGAGUCCACACUUCGACACGCUGUACUAAUAUUAUCAUUAAAGUAUAAAUAUAAAUAGGAACGUGUAAUUUGUAUUUGUUAAGGCGGCGAGAUCGAUGUAAAUACACACGAGAAACACACGGACACACUCUAUCCUCUCUCUUUGCUGAAUGCGCGCGAGCCGAUUUGCGAACGGCCGGACUUACUCUUAAACGCCAUCGGAAGUAAUAUAUGUGUAUCGUGACGCAACGUACAUACAUACAUCACACGCACGCGUACACAUGUACACAUAAUACAGACACACAUGCAUACACGUACACGCAGAAACACGUACACCGAGUAAGGCAGACCGAGAAAAAGACGCGCCGCCGCGACGCAUAACGAUUAUAAAUAUUAUUAUAAUAAACCACCUCGUAUUUCCGUA